Melospiza georgiana is the source of this 2257-nucleotide messenger RNA. Its product is annotated as calpain-2 catalytic subunit. The transcript is spliced from 21 exons. Gene Ontology annotation, biological process: proteolysis. The record is from RefSeq and is a predicted model, not a curated record. Lineage: Eukaryota; Metazoa; Chordata; Aves; Passeriformes; Passerellidae. Gene Ontology annotation, cellular component: cytoplasm. The coding region runs from base 1 to 2103 and encodes 700 amino acids. Gene Ontology annotation, molecular function: calcium ion binding; calcium-dependent cysteine-type endopeptidase activity.
AUGGCGGGGAUGGCGGAGGCGCUGGCCAAGGAGCGGGCGGUGGCGCUGGGCGCCGGGCAGCACGACCGGGCUGUGCCCUACCUGGGGCAGCGCUUCGGGACCCUGCGGCAGCAGUGCCUGCAGGAGGGGCGGCUCUUCCAGGACCCCUCCUUCCCCGCCGGCCCCAGCGCUCUCGGCUACCGGGAGCUGGGGCCCCGCUCGCACAAGACACAGGGCGUCGUCUGGCGCAGACCCACGGAGCUGUGUGCCAGCCCCCAGUUCAUAGCGGGAGGAGCCACUCGCACGGACAUCUGCCAAGGGGCCUUAGGAGACUGUUGGCUCUUGGCAGCCAUUGCUUCUCUCACCCUGAAUGAAGAAAUUCUGGCCCGUGUUGUUCCCAAGGACCAGAGCUUCCAGGAUAAAUAUGCAGGAAUUUUCCACUUCCAGUUCUGGCAGUAUGGGGAGUGGGUGGACGUGGUGGUGGACGACAGGCUGCCCACCAAGAACGGGGAGCUGCUCUUCGUGCACUCAGCCGAGGGUGCCGAGUUCUGGAGCGCGCUGCUGGAGAAGGCCUAUGCCAAGCUGAAUGGCUCCUAUGAGUCCCUCUCUGGUGGCACCACCACCGAAGGCUUCGAGGACUUCACUGGUGGCAUUGCAGAGUGGUACGAGCUGCAGAAGCCACCCCCCAACCUCUUCAAGAUCAUCCAGAAGGCACUCCAGAAAGGCUCUCUCCUUGGCUGCUCCAUUGAUAUCACCAGUGCUGCAGAAACAGAAGCAGUCACCUCCCAGAAGCUGGUGAAGGGACACGCGUACUCGGUCACCGGGGCAGAGCAGGUGAACUUCCGAGGAACCGUGCAGAAGCUGAUCAGAAUCCGAAAUCCCUGGGGGGAAGUGGAGUGGACUGGGAAGUGGAAUGACAACUGCCCAAACUGGAGUGGUGUUGACCCUGAGGUGCGGGAGCGACUGACCAGGAGACACGAGGAUGGGGAGUUCUGGAUGGCGUUCAAUGACUUCCUGAGGCAUUACUCCCGCCUGGAGAUCUGCAACCUGACCCCAGACACCCUGGCAAGUGACAGGUACAAAAAGUGGAGCCUGCAGAAGCUGGAUGGCAACUGGAGGAGAGGAGCCACUGCAGGGGGCUGCAGGAACUACCCAAACACAUUCUGGACGAAUCCUCAGUAUUUGAUCAAGCUGGAGGAAGAAGAUGAGGACCCUGAUGAUCCUGAGGGGGGCUGCACUUUCCUCAUUGGGCUGAUCCAGAAGCACCGUCGCAAGCAGAGGAAGAUGGGCGAGGACAUGCACACCAUUGGCUUUGCCAUUUAUGAGGUGCCCCCAGAGUUUUCUGGCCAGACAAAUAUUCAUCUGAGCAAAAACUUCUUCCUGACCAACAAAGCCCGGGAAAAAUCCAAUACCUUCAUCAACCUGCGGGAGGUGCUGAACCGCUUCAAGCUGCCUGCAGGGGAAUACAUCAUCGUGCCCUCCACCUUUGAGCCCGACAAGAACGGAGACUUCUGCCUCAGGGUCUUCUCUGAAAAAAAUGCAAACUCCACGGUGAUAGAUGAUGAAAUUGAAGGCAAUUUUGAUGAGACUGAGAUCAGUGAAGAUGACAUCGAACCCAGUUUUAAAAAGCUUUUUGGGCAGCUAGCAGGAAAUGAUGCAGAGAUCUCUGCCUUCGAACUGCGCAGCAUCUUGAAUAAAAUCCUGGCUAAACGCCAAGAUAUUAAAUCUGAUGGCUUUAGUAUUGAGACAUGCAAAAUAAUGGUUGACCUGUUAGAUAAUGAUGGGAGUGGCAAACUGGGACUGAAGGAGUUCCACACCCUCUGGACAAAGAUUCAGAAAUACCAGAAAAUUUACAGAGAAAUUGAUGUGGAUCGAUCGGGUACCAUGAACUCGUAUGAGAUGAGGAGGGCACUGGAAACAGCAGGGUUCAAACUGAACUGCCAGUUACAUCAGGUCAUCGUGGCUCGUUUUGCUGAUGAGGAUCUCGUCAUUGACUUUGACAACUUCGUGCGCUGUUUGAUUCGGCUCGAAACCUUGUUCAAAAUGUUUAGAAAACUGGAUACUGAGAAAAGUGGGACAAUAGAAUUGAACCUUGUUAAUUGGCUGUGCUUCACUGUCAUUUGAGCCACAGGCAGCAGCCUGAGACCUCAACAAGAGCAUGGUCAGGUGAAGAUAAUCAAGCUACAUACAAGUAAUAUGCAAACAUGAAUGUGCCUUAACUUACACAAAGCAAGCAGAUUCUGCAUGCAAUUGCAAGAAGAAAAGCAUUCUACUUCCA